AUGCAGGUUGCUAUGAUGCCCGGCCAGUCACCUUCCUCAACUCUUAACGGAAAUGCGUCGACACCAGAUCCACCAGUACCUACUUCGGACGGCGAUCGUUUACGCGCUUCAAUGGAAGCUUGGAAACGAAGUGCUGCUGUAGCAAGUGAAAGAUAUGGAGAGGCUAGACAGAGACAAAUAGCUGCAGAAAGGGAUGAUCGACAGGAGCUCCGUAAGAGGUGGCUCGAAGAGGAAGCGAAGAAGCGCGCCGAAAACGUCGGCAAACACAAGGAUGGCAUGAGUAACAACUUGACUUCGAGCAUGCCUCCUCCUCUCUACCAAUCCACUCCCAUUAAUAAUCGAGAUAACAGAAAGCGUCAUCUCGAUACGAACGAUUACGGCCACGAAGAGUGGAGGCAAGGUUUCCGAAUGAUGGAAGGUUGUGGUAUGCCUGAUAUGUCCAAGACAUCUACCGACAUGUACCCUAACAUGAGCUAUCCACCCGCUGGUGCUGGUUUUUAUCCUGGAAUGAUGAUGCCUGGUAUGCGGCAGCAGUCCGUAAAAAAUGUUGGUCCUGGAUUCUCCCCAGCUCCUUUUCCAAAUAAUGGUGCUUAUCCUGCUGGCUCAUUCCCACCUAAUAAUUCCUUACCCAACGCAGCAAAUGGACAGUUUCCAUCGUCAAAAUCCACGCCUUCUUUUCAAGGAAGUUCAUUCUCAGCUCCGAAUACCGCCCCUUCAACGAUGUCGUGCUCUUCGAUGCCCUCUACUUCCACUGCCGACUCGAUCUUAAGCCAACGUUUUCCCUCCAUGGAGUUGCCUCAAUUUCCAGUUUCGUCGGACUCAACACCAACUCUACCACAACCGCCACAACAAACACAGUUCUCUGGUUCGGAUUCUACGUCCUAUAACUGUGGGAUGCGGCCGAGUCCGUCAAUGUGUCCGACUUCCCCCAAUGAGGUGCCGACACCCCCUGCCUUGGCCAGCUCAGGUAGCGUACAGGUCGGAAGUUCUUGUCCCAACUCUACGGCUGUUGUCGAGCAGAAUUUGCGUAGUCCAGCCGAAGAUCUCGGAUGUAAUGCUGUCAAUGAAGACAAUAUGACGCGAAUGUUGACAAGCAUACGGACUGAUAGUCUCGGAAUGUUAGGAGCGGAUGCUGUCGAUUCCCUCUUUGACAGCGAUACAAACGGAGAAAGUGGUGCUGGACAAGUUCCAGUGGUAACGUCGACUGACAACACCUCUUCUCCUGCUGGAUUUUCCCACGGUGGCCCGCAAAGUGUUCAUUCUGUACAUUCCGCACCUCAAAGCAAUGGAAAUUGCAAUCCUCCAUCCACUCCCACCGCGGCUGCAACGACUCCUUCAGCACCGCAUUCGACUAGUUACUCACAACAAGUAUCUGCUCCGCAAUCCACCAGCUUUCCGCAAGCAUCUCCGUCGCAAUCCUCAGCAUUUCCUCAGCCUUCUCCCUCUCAACAAACUGGAUACCCUCAGCCCGCAGCUCACGGGCAGCCUUCCCCUUUCACGCAAAACUCUCAAUCGCAGGCCACUUUUUUCGCUCAGCCGUCGUCAUCGCAGAGUACAAAUUUUCCUGCGACUAGCGUGGGUCAAACAACGUCUUUUCCGAUAGCGCCGUCAUCUCAAACAGCCGGCUUUGCCACCGCACCUGCCCAGUCCUCAGCUUUCCCUCCACAGAACGUAAUGCAGCAGAACGCAUUCCCUCAACAAAUGCAGACCGGUGGAGGGUUCCAACAACAAGCACCGAUGCCGACGUCGAAUCCUUACCCUGCAGCGCCAGGUGUCGGGGUUAUGGGGCCUUGUCCAGAUCCCAGUUUCAUGGCACAACAGAACAUGAUGAAUCCUGGAUUUGGCAUGAAUGGGUAUCCAGGGUACGAUAUGUCACAGGCGCAAAUGAAUCAGCAGCAACAAUUUGCAAUGCAGGCUCAACAACAGCAACAAAUGGCGAUGGGAGUAGGUGGCGCUGGUGCGGCAAUGAGCGCACAACAAUACCAUAUGGUUAUGAUGCAGAAACACCAGCAACAUAUGAAGGCUAUGAUGCAGCAACGAGCAGCUUUGAUGUAUCAAAAUUAUCCGAACGGAGCGGCAGCCAUGUCUCAACAACAGUAUUUCAUGCACAUGCAGAAGAUGCAGCAAACGCGAUUCGCAAAUGGUGUGGACCCAUCGGCUUCGGCGUUCAUGGGAAGCCAGCGUGUGAUGGGCAUGCGAGGUGGUCCUGUGGCACCUGGUUCAAUGAUGGAGCCAAUGGCGCCGACUGGCGGAUAUCCAGGCUACGCACAAGGAAUGCAAUCAUUUGCGGCCCAACAACAGUAUGUGGGUCAGUUCUCCAUGAACUAG
This is a messenger RNA of Necator americanus (New World hookworm), 2328 nucleotides long. RefSeq lists its product as uncharacterized. The record is from RefSeq and is a predicted model, not a curated record. Bases 1 to 2328 code for a protein of 775 amino acids. Lineage: Eukaryota; Metazoa; Nematoda; Chromadorea; Rhabditida; Ancylostomatidae. The transcript has 12 exons.